Molecule: messenger RNA, 1376 nt
Organism: Drosophila bipectinata
Lineage: Eukaryota; Metazoa; Arthropoda; Insecta; Diptera; Drosophilidae
Product: zinc finger protein 277
Source: RefSeq, a predicted model, not a curated record
CUGUGGGAGUGUAAAUAAAUAAAUAAUAACAAAUGGAGCACGAGGUGGCUGUUGCUGGAGAGGAUCUGCCUGCGGUGGAGAUCAAAGCCAGUCCAAAGCUUAAGCCCUCGGCUAACACGGCCAUCAAGUGCUUAAAAUGCGACAAGGUCUACAUAUUCCCGGCAGACAAAGACGACUGCCUGGCCCACCUUUAUAUGGAGCACCGCCUAGUGAUAGCUGAUGUAGAGGACAUUGCCCUUAUAGAGGAUUAUCUGCAGUACUGGAGAAAAGAGUUUCAAGACCAUGAAUUCGAACAAUAUUGCACUACCAUGUUCCUGGACCAGCUGCCAGAUGGAAAGUAUUCCAAGAACGAGAAAUACUACUUACUGUGCGAUAUCCUGCCCCAGGACUUUGAGUUACGGCGACGUCUUAGACAAAAACGCUUAAGUGAAGCUCUCGAGCGUCACCAGUUCGAGCUGACAGACAGGACAUUUUCCAAGGAGUGCCUGUUCUGCCGGACUGUGAUAAAAGGAUUGAGAGCAGACUACCUAGACCACCUUUUUGAUAAACACUUUCUGCUGGUGGGCAAGCCGGAAAAGCUGGUAUAUGUGGAUGAACUCUUGGACCAGUUAGAGGAAAACCUGAACAAUUUGGUGUGUCUGUACUGCGAAAAGAUCUUCAAGGAUCGGCCCACGCUCAAGGAGCACAUGAGGAAAAAGGGACACAAACGGAUAAAUCCCAACCGAAGAGAGUACGACAAGUAUUUCCUUGUCAACUACAACCGCAGUUCCGCAGCUCUAACGUCGCGAAAACAGAAGCCCCGCCAACAGCAAAGACAACCAUCUUCUUCCGUGGACUUGGAAACUGGCAGCGUGGACUUCGACAAACACUUUGCCAGGCCGGACUCGGACGGGGAGCAAGAUUCGGACUGGUCUGAUUGGGCGGCGGAUGGCGAACCCAGCUCCAUCAAGUGCCUAUUUUGUCCGCAUCUCGGAGAGUCCUUUUCCGCCCUCAAAGAGCACAUGAUUGCCGAACACCGCAUGGAUUUCGACCAGGCGACCAGCUCUUUAAACUUUUACCAGCGCGUCAAGGUGGUAAAUUACUUGCGCCGGCAACUGUGCAUGCUCCGCUGCGCAUCCUGUGAUCUCCAGUUCGAUGAGCUGGAUUUACUGACUGAGCAUAUGACCCAGGAGUUGCACUGUGGGAUUGGCAACCGAUCGUGCUGGGACAAGCCGGAGUUCUUCUUCCCAUACAUAGAGAACGAUGGGCUUCUAUGCGUGCUGGAUGACUCUACGGGAGAUGAUCCCGAAGCUGAUGUGCGCAUCAUCUCCGAGGACAGUGUGGCUCAGAUUAACAAGGAAGCAGAGCAACUAUCCCUGGAGAACUUUAAGCUGUAA